CUUCCUCUCAGCCAUCCCUUCCUCCCACCCCAAGCCGCACCCCCAUCUACCUACUAACCUCAUCCCACCUCCUUGACCUGUCCGUCUUCCCUGGACUGACCUUUUCUCUCCUCUCCACCUUCGGUCCGCCUCCCCCUCUCUCCCUAUUUAUUCCAGUUCCCUCUCCCCGUCCCCCUCUCUGAAGAAGGGUCUAGGCCCGAAACGUCAGCUUUUGUGCUCCUGAGAUGCUGCUUGGCCUGCUGUGCUCAUCCAGCCUCACAUUUUAUUAUUUUAGGAGAGAGAGCUGUUUUGGUUUGUGAUACAAGAGACGAGGCUGUCUAUGCCUUUCACCCAUCGGUAGCUCUCCUCCUGUCCCUGCCUCUAUGCACAUACUCUGCCAGGCAUAGUCUUCCUCCCUCUGUGUGUGUGUGUCUCUCUCUCGCUUCAGCUCCUAAAACCUCAGAUGCAUCGGAUAUAAAAACACGCACAUAAACACACACACACAUCAACAAGCCAUGGAGAAAGAUCAGGAAUUACUGCAAGCUGUCAAAACCGAAGAUGUAGCUGCAAUGCAGAAGCUGUUGCAAAGGCCGAAACAAGGCAAAGCGAGUUGGUACGAUCUUCGUUCGAGAAGGAAAAGGGAUGUUCCAGAUACAGAAAAUCGUCAAACCAUUUACUACAAAGUCCGUUUCUGGGUGGAGUUAGUGGAACCGAAAAAGAUGUCUCCCUCACAGCGUUUGUGACAAAAGAGUUGCGUUGUUCCUUGGCGGCCUUUCAACAGAAGAAUAUUCAGAGAUUUCACGAGUGUAAUUGCAUGACACUUUGACUGGUUCGUUGAGAGUGAGGAACCUAUGGACUCUCACACACCAAGAUGGAAUUUAGUUCGAAGAGUGACUUCAAAAUGUUCCGCAAGUUUUAGCGUAAACUGGUGGAGACUUUCGGUGCUUGCAAAAAGGCUCACCUCUCCGUUAAUACCGAAGGAAAAUGGGAGUUUAAAAAUGGUUGGAUAUUGGAUUCAUUUUAAAUGAGGAACCAUACGAUUAGACUGUUUUGAUGAGGAAUUUAAAGAUUACGAGUCGUGUCCGUUUGACUCACAGUUUUGUUCCAUAGGUUGGUACGAUCUUCGUUGGAGAAGGAAAAGGGAUGUUCCAGAUCCAGAAAAUCGUCAAACCAUUUACUACAAAGUCCGUUUCUGGGUGGAGUUAGUGGAACCGAAAAAGAUGUCUCCCUCACAGCGUUUGUGACACAAGAAUUGCAUCGUUCCUUGGCGGCCUUUCAACAGAAGAAUAUUCAGAGAUUUCCCGAGUGGUGCCUAUUUUUCCCAAAGAAAAGGACCCAUCACUGAGCGGGAAGUAUGGAGAAUGUUCUCGACAUCAGUGAUUGUGAUGUCGGUUCCUGGAAAGCCUCCAUUGUUGGAGGACGAGAAGCCAUAUCCAAUUGAAGCAGCAUAGGCUUUUGCGAUGACUGUGGAAACCACUGCUUAUGCCUUGCUUCAAGCGUUGUCAAGGAAUGAUACUGACUAUGCAACACCGAUUGCGAGGUGGCUAACGAUGCAACAGAACUAUGGUGGUGGAUUUCACUCGACGCAGACAACAUCAGGUGAAGAUGUGCGUGAUUUCAGCAAGGUGCUGAAAAAUAAGUUCAGAUCAAAGAAACACUUUGCCAAACAUCCUCGCUUGAGUUAUUUACUCGUACAAACAGUUCUAGAAGGCGAGAACCUUGAGAGUAGCACGCUGAGUAUUGUUAUCCCGAUAGUUCUUUCGUAUCAGUCCGUGUGUAUUCCUGGGCGAAUGUGCUCGUGUGGUCUCAGGAGUUGCGGAGGUCACGGCUCUGGGACAGCCGUUUCAUCGCUCUAUGCUGCAGAACCUACCCCGGAAGAGAGAGCCCAGAGAAUUGCCAAAGCUGUCCGCAAACAGUCAACAGAAGUGAAGGAAAAUUGGGAGCAAUUGAAAACCCGUGCGAGCAACUGGCAGAAACAGGUGGAAAAGGCGUUGGAGAAACUUCAAGAACUGCAGAAAGCGCUGGAUGAUCUUGAGGCUCAUGUGAUAACAGCUGAGGGGGUCCACACUGAUUGGCAACCUGUGGGUGACCUGCUUAUUGACUCAUUGCAGGAUCACAUUGAUAAAACCACAGGUAAGGACUAUCUGCAAAAUCUGAGAUUGGGUUUUGAAAGACAGCAGCCUUUGUUUUGGAGAGAUAAUGGGAACUGCAGAUGCUGGAGAACGCGAGAUAACACCGUGUGGAACUGGAUGAAGACAGCAGGCCAAGCAGCAUCUCAGGAGCACAAAAGCUGACGUUUCGGGCCGAGAACCUUCUUCAGAAAAUGGGGAGGGGGUGCGGGUUCUGGAAUAAAUAGGGAGAGAGGGGGAGGCGGAUGGAAGAUGGAUGGAGGAGAGUACGGGUAGGGAGGCAGGGAGGGGAUAGGUCAGUCUGGGGAGGCCGGACAGGUCAAGGGAGCGGGAUGAAGGGAAAUAGGGGUGCGGCAUGAGGUGGGAGGGGGGAUGGGUGAGAGGAAGAAUAGGUUAGGGAGGCAGGGACGAGCUGGGCUGGUUUUGGGAUGCAGUGGGAGGACAGGAGAUUUGGAAGCUUGUGAAAUCCACACUGAUACCAUUGGGCUGCAGGGUUCCCAAGCAGAAUAUGAGUUGCUGUUCCUGCAACCUUCGGGUGGCGUCAUUAUGGCACUGCAGGAGGUCCAGGUUGGACAUGUCCUCUCAGGAAUGGGAGGGGGAGUUGAAAUGGUUCGUGACUGGGAGGUGCAGUUGUUUAUUGCAAACUGAGCGUAGGUGUUCUGAAAAGUGGUCCCCAAGCCUCUGCAUCGUUUCCCCAAUGUGGAGGAAGCCACAACGGGGACAGCGGAUGUUUUGGAUAUUUCUUAAGCAUUGAUUUUCAUUCAGAGUUGGUUGGAUUUUGCUGAAGCAAUAGACAUAACUCACUAUGACAUAGACAAUGUCAGAGUUAAUGUUUCGCGUCCUGUGACCCUUCCUCAGAUCUCACUCUUCACUGAUGCUGCCAGACCUGCUGAGCUUUUCCAGCAACUUCUGCUUUUGUUGCUGAUUUACAGUGCCCACAGUUAGAACAUAGAACAUAGAACAGUACAGCACAGAAAAGGCCCAUCAGCCCACAAUGUUGUGCCGACCAUUGAUCCUCAUGUAUGCACCCUCAAAUUUCUGUGACCAUAUACAUGUCCAGCAGUCUCUUAAAUGACCCCAAUGACCUUGCUUCCACAACUGCUGCUGGCAACGCAUUCCAUGCUCUCACAACUCUCUGCGUAAAGAACCUGCCUCUGACAUCCCCUCUCUACUUUCCACCAACCAGCUUAAAACUAUGACCCCUCGUGCUAGCCAUUUCUGCCCUGGGAAAUAGUCUCUGGCUAUCAACUCUAUCUAUGCCUCUCAUUAUCUUGUAUAUCUCAAUUAGGUCCCCUCUCCUCCUCCUUUUCUCCAAUGAAAAGAGACCGAGCUCAGUCAACCUCUCUUCAUAAGAUAAGCCCUCCAGUCCAGGCAGCAUCCUGGUAAACCACCUCUGAACCCUCUCCAAAGCAUCCACAUCUUUCCUAUAAUAGGGCGCCCAGAACUGGACGCAGUAUUCCAAGUGCGGUCUAACCAAAGUUUUAUAUAGCUGCAACAAGAUCUCACGACUCUUCAACUCAAUCCCCCUGUUAGUGAAAGCCAAAACACCAUAUGCUUUCUUAACAACCCUGUCCACUUGGGUGGCCAUUUUAAGGGAUCUAUGUAUCUGCACACCAAGAUCCCUCUGUUCCCCCACGCUGCCAAGAAUCCUAUCCUUAAUCCUGUACUCAGCUUUCAAAUUCGACCUUCCAAAAUGCAUCACCUCGCAUUUAUCAAGGUUGAACUCCAUCUGCCACCUCUCAGCCCAUCUCUGCAUCCUGUCAAUGUCCCGCUGCAGCCUACAGCAGCCCUCUACACUGUCAACGACACCUCCGACCUUUGUGUCGUCUGCAAACUUGCUGACCCAUCCUUCAAUUCCCUCGUCCAAGUCAUUAAUAAAAAUUACAAACAGUAGAGGCCCAAGGACAGAGCCCUGUGGAACUCCACUCACCACUGACUUCCAGGCAGAAUCUUUUCCUUCUACUACCACUCGCUGUCUUCUGUUGGCCAGCCAAUUCUGUAUCCAAGCAGCUGAGUUCCCCUGUAUCCCAUUCCUCCUGACCUUCUGAAUGAGCCUACCAUGGGGAACCUUAUCAAAUGCCUUACUGAAGUCCAUAUACACCACAUCCACAGCUCGACCCUCAUCAACUUUUCUAGUCACAUCCUCAAAACCUCGAUAAGGUUUGUAAGGCAUGACCUACCCCUCACAAAGCCGUGUUGACUGUAUUUGAUCAAGCCAUGCUCUUCCAGAUGGUCAUAAAUCUUAUCCCUCAGAAUCCUUUCCAACAACUUGCAGACGACAGACGUGAGACUUACCGGUCUAUAAUUGCCAGGGAUUUCCCUAUUUCCUUUCUUGAAGAGACGAAUUACAUUUGCCUCUCUCCAGUCCUCAGGUACGACUCCAGUGGAGAGCGAGGAUGCAAAGAUCUUCGCAAGUGGCGAAGCAAUUGCAUUCCUCGCUUCCCAAAGCAGCCGAGGACAAAUCUGAUCCGGGCCUGGCGACUUGUCAAUCUUAAUGUUUGACAAAAUUUUCAGCACAUCAGCUUCGUCCAUCUCUAUCCAUUCCAGCAUGCACACCUGCUCUUCAAAGGUUUCAUUCACGACAAAGUUCGUUUCUUUCGUAAAGACAGAAGCAAAAAACUCAUUUAGGGCUUCCCCUACCUCCUCAGGCUCCACACACAAGUUCCCUAUGCCAUCCCUGAUCGGCCCUAUGACGCAGGCAAAACUCUAUCUCUGCAGGAAGCAUGAUGCUGUGUUCUCAAACUUCCCUGCCUUUUUGUCAUAUAAUAUUGUCUUUUUAGGACAGAAGUGGCUUUUUUUUGUUUGCUUUGACUUGUGCACAUACUUUCUAUGCAUGUUAAAAUUCUACACCUUUUCAGUUCACUGCAGUGCUGCAUAAUGAAGACUUGGAACAAUUUUUUUUAUAAAGUAGAAAAUCAGUGUGGUUUGUUUUCCAAAAUGUGAUGUGUAAGUGCAACACUUAACAGUGUGUUCAUCAAACUAUUGUUUCCUUUGAUCUUUGUGUUGCAGAAAUUUCUAGAAUCAUUUCAUAUAUAUUUUUCUUGAUAUAUUUAGCAGCUUUCCUGGAGCAAGUCUGGUUUCCUUCGGAUGAGACGACUUUCAGACAUACUCCCUUUAUUAUGAGAUUUAAUUGCAGUAAAAUGAGGAGGAUUUUUAUUCACUGAGACACACAUGA
Molecule: messenger RNA, 5283 nt
Organism: Stegostoma tigrinum
Lineage: Eukaryota; Metazoa; Chordata; Chondrichthyes; Orectolobiformes; Stegostomatidae
Product: utrophin-like
Exons: 14
Coding region: 1440-2273 (277 amino acids)
Biological process (GO): synaptic signaling
Cellular component (GO): plasma membrane
Source: RefSeq, a predicted model, not a curated record